Microthlaspi erraticum is the source of this 1062-nucleotide messenger RNA. The record is from the annotation of a GenBank genome assembly. NCBI's taxonomy places the organism in Eukaryota, Viridiplantae, Streptophyta, Magnoliopsida, Brassicales, Brassicaceae.
AUGCUUUAUUUCUCUGCAAAAUUGGUGCACAAUGUACUGACAAGGCAGCUUGUAACAGCAAAAAACCAUGAGCUCUGGUUUGUGUUUGAAAGGAGACCUCUGAGAUUCUCUUUGCAGAAAUUUCAUGCUGUCACGGGUCUCAAUUGCAAGGACGAUGGCAACUACGACCUCAAUGAGUGGGUCGACGAUGGUGGUUUCUGGAGUAGGUUGUUAAAGAGCCAUGGCCUGAUUAGCAUCGAGACAAUAAGGAAGAAGCACGUCUUCGAGGCCAACAAAUGGACUCGUGUGGACAGACUGAGAUUGGUUUAUUUAUGUCUUGCUGCACUAUUGAUGGCAGUGGAUGAGAAGAGUUGGGUGUCCCAUGACUACAUCAAAGUCAUCAUGGACUUUGAUAAGAUGUUCAAAUUGGACCGGGGCUGCAAGGGUGAGUUGGAGAAUGUGCUUGUAAAUAAGCGUCAUCUAUACUCUUACAUCUCGUCAACAGGGAAUAUGGAUGUGAUGGUUGACCAGGACUUUGCAAGGAAUGACGAAAUGAGAGAGGAAAGAGUUGAUCGGAUGGAAAAGCUCAUUAGCGAGAAUAAAAACUGGAGUUCUUGUUCUUGGGAAUUUGAAGAACCGGUGGAAACAACGCGUUCUGCGGUUCCUUCUGCAAGGACAGAGUCCGAUGUUGUGCAUAACGAGGGUGUUGAAACCGGUGAGGUCUUGAGAACGACAUGCGGUGAAGCAACAACAUCGUCUGGAUCAAGGACUGGAAAGAGGAAGGUGGUUGACAAGGGCGCUGAGGCACGCAAGAAGAGACUCCUGUUUCAUCGAUCUGUUGCAAAUGCUGAAGAAGGGAGUGAGAGUUCUAUGCGUGCUCUCUUUGACGACUACGAGAAGAGAAUGACAAACCAGAGUGACGAGAAGUAUGAGAAGUUAGCUACUGAGUUCUCGCAGCUCAAGAGUACAGUUUCAGAGCUUAAGGAUAUGCUCGUUGAAGCAUUAUCCCGCAAAACAGUGGAGAGCCAUCGUCACAGACCAAACCAGUGUCUCCGAUCACUUCUCAGCCAAGACGAAAGGUAA